Messenger RNA from Hemisphaericaspora subhashii, 1374 nucleotides. It is a transcript of the gene UTR2, whose product is annotated as Utr2p. The record is from RefSeq and is a predicted model, not a curated record. Gene Ontology annotation, molecular function: glycosyltransferase activity; hydrolase activity, hydrolyzing O-glycosyl compounds. NCBI's taxonomy places the organism in Eukaryota, Fungi, Ascomycota, Pichiomycetes, Serinales, Debaryomycetaceae. The coding region runs from base 1 to 1374 and encodes 457 amino acids. Gene Ontology annotation, cellular component: fungal-type cell wall. The transcript has a single exon. Gene Ontology annotation, biological process: fungal-type cell wall organization; carbohydrate metabolic process.
AUGAAAUAUAAUAGUUGGUAUUUCAUAUCUAUUCUUGCUUUCAUAUUCACACAAGUCUUAGCAGAUGAUGUCAUCACUUGUAACAGUACUCAACCUUGUCCUUUAGACAAUCCAUGUUGUUCCCAAUUCGGUAUAUGUGGUACUGGUGCCUACUGUUUAGGUGGUUGUGAUAUUAGAUAUUCUUAUAAUAUUUCGGCUUGUAUGCCAAUGCCUAAAAUGGAGUCAUUUACUCAUGCUUUUGAUUCUAAAGCUGUAGUGGAAGAAAUCGAACAACAAUACGAAUACUUGGGUAAUUAUUCUGAAGCUGAUUGGGUUUAUAGUGGUUGGAUCGAUUAUCAUGAUAAUGCUCUUUUGGUUCAAAUGCCUGCAAAUAGUACUGGUACAGUCUUAUCAUCAACUAAAUACGCCUGGUAUGGUAGAAUCGGUGCUACUUUAAAAACCUCCCAUGAUGUAGGUGUCGUUACUGCUUUUAUUACUUUCUCUGAUGUUCAAGAUGAAAUUGAUUAUGAAUUCGUUGGAUAUGAUACUAAAACACCUCAAACUAAUUUCUAUGCUCAAGGUAUUUUGAAUUAUACUAAUGCCAGAAAUUCUACUGUUAAUGAUACUUUCCUUUACUAUCAUCUUUAUGAAAUGGAUUGGACUGAAGAAAAGAUUGAUUGGAUUAUUGAUGGGAAUGUUGUUCGUACCCUUAAUAGAGCUGACACUUGGAAUGAAACUACUAAGCGUUAUGACUACCCUCAAACUCCUUCUCGUCUUCAAAUUUCAUUAUGGCCAGGUGGUGAUCCAUCGAAUGGUUUAGGUACUAUUGAAUGGGCUGGUGGUGAAAUUAGUUGGGAUACUCCCGAUAUUAAGAAUUACGGAUAUUAUUUCGCUUAUAUUAAGGAAUUCCAUUUGGAAGCUUAUGAUCCUCCAAGUGAUGCUCAAUUUGAUGGCAAUUCUACAAAUCCUAGCGAUUAUCAUGCGUAUAUUUAUAAAAGUAUCAGUGGAAAUGAACAAGAUGUUGCAUUUACUAACAAAAAAACUUGGUUAGGUAGUUCUGAUGCUGUUGGUUUCAACCCACAAAAUGAGAAUGAUCCAUCGCCCUCCGCAAAAUCAUCCUCCGAAGUCAAAACCUCAACUAUUAUUAAAACUUCUGGUUCUUCUACAAUUACAGCAGUUACUACCAUAGCUGAAGCUCCAACUGCUAAUGCUCCAGCUCAAAACCAAGCUCAAGCUGCCCAACAAACUCAAGGAAUCGGAUACGAACCAUCUAUGGGUUUCCGUCAAAACGCUGCAAAUACUGCUUCUAGUGCUGGUGAAGCAGCUGGAGUACAAGGUGUUUUGAGUGGAGUUGUUGGUGCCAUUGGAUUGGGCGUUAUUUCUUUCUUGAUUUAG